AUGUUGAUAAUAACUCUAAGAGAAUAUCCAUUUAAUAUUAUUCGUGAAUUUGGAAAAGAGUAUAUUCGAUUAAGGUGUCCACAUGCACAAUUCACAGAAGCAAAGUCAUCAGAAUCUGAUUACGCAUUAACACAAGGAAGAUUAUCUUUACAACCACUAUCAAAAAAUUAUUUAAAUAAACCAAUUUAUAUUACAUGGGAAAAUGGUCAAAGUGAUAAUGUUAAUUAUUCAAUCCUUAGAUAUGGUUCAAGAUAUAAAGUGAACAAAGAACAGAUAGAAAACAUUAAUAAGCAUCAUUUAAUGGAAGAAGAAUUUUUAAAAUCAAUUAAUAGAACCACAGAAUAUAUUGAAAAUGAAGAAUUAAAAAACGAAUAUGGGUCAUUAGUUGAACCCAUAUAUUGUAGAGUUUCAGACAAAAAAGUGAACACUUUUAUAUUGAAAAGUUUUAUAAGUUUUCAUACACUUAGUCCUUAUUAUAAAACAAUUUUAAAUUGUAUCGAAUUAUUUGACUCAAAUGAAUAUCCAAUUCAAGUCAUACUUCCAGAAAAUGAAGGAGGAGAUGAAGGGUCUGAACAAUGGAUAGAAAAGAUAUUUGCACCACAAUGA
This is a messenger RNA of Entamoeba dispar SAW760, 606 nucleotides long. RefSeq lists its product as uncharacterized. The transcript is spliced from 2 exons. NCBI's taxonomy places the organism in Eukaryota, Evosea, Mastigamoebida, Endamoebidae. The coding region runs from base 1 to 606 and encodes 201 amino acids. The record is from RefSeq and is a predicted model, not a curated record.